AUGAAUAAUCAGAUAUAUAAUCUUACAAGUCCAAAUAAUAGUGAAACCAUAUUUUUACGAGACAAUAUAGAUACUUCUGAUAAAGAAUUCUCUGAUCAGUUAGAAUCAUCAACACAAGAUAGAAAAAGAAAACAUGCUGGAGGUAAAAAAAUUGAUGAGGUGUGGGAUGAUGUUAUUAAAGGUGAUACCUUCACUUAG
Racocetra fulgida is the source of this 198-nucleotide messenger RNA. The record is from the annotation of a GenBank genome assembly. NCBI's taxonomy places the organism in Eukaryota, Fungi, Glomeromycota, Glomeromycetes, Diversisporales, Gigasporaceae.